GCCGCCACCCGUAAUACCGCCAUCUGAUAGGUUGCUCGCAGCUUCCUGGUUCGGUGAUUGGAGGAGCGGCGUGUGAGUCGGGCGGCGAGGCUGAGCUGGGGACGCGGAGUCGAGGAGAGGUGGUCUAUCGGACCAUGGCGUACCACAGCCUGCUGCAGGAGUACCGCCACAUACCCGUGGUGACCCGAGCCUACACUACUGCCUGCGUGUUGACUACUGCCGCCGUGCAAUUGGAGGUCAUUACUCCUUUUCAGCUAUAUUUCAAUCCUGACUUGAUCGUCAAGAAGUAUCAGGUUUGGAGACUACUAACUAAUUUUCUUUUCUUUGGCCCUCUGGGGUUUAGCUUUCUGUUCAAUAUGAUUUUUUUAUACAGAUAUUGUCGAAUGUUGGAAGAAGGAUCGUUCAGGGGAAGGACAGCUGAUUUUCUGCUCAUGUUUAUUUUUGGUGGUAUUUUAAUGACACUGUUUGGAAUCUUUGCAAGCUUGUUCUUCCUGGGGCAGGCCUUCACCAUCAUGCUGGUUUACAUCUGGAGCCGGAGAAACCCCUUUGUACGAAUGAAUUUUUUUGGGCUGCUGAACUUCCAGGCUCCUUUUUUGCCGUGGGUGUUGAUGGGAUUCUCAUUGCUUCUGGGAAACUCUGUCAUCGUUGACUUGUUGGGGAUUGUGGUCGGCCAUAUAUAUUAUUUUCUGGAAGAUAUAUUCCCAAACCAACCUGGGGGAAUGAAACUGUUGGUGACGCCAGGCUUUCUGAAGGCGAUAUUUGACGUUGCAGAGGAGGAUCCCAAUUACAACAUGCUGCCUGAGGAUCGGCCUGGGGGAUUCAACUGGGGUCGUGAACAAAGGUUUGGGGAUGAGAAUGAACAGAACCCCGAUGCUCACCAAUGAUACUUCGUAUUUUGUAAGACUGGAUGUUGCUGAAAUGGAGUAAAUUUAUUUUACAUUUUAUUUUGCAUAGUGACUGAGAUGCUUUCACAAAGGUAGUAAUUAAAAGUAAUAAUUGUUUUCAAUUCUUAUCAUCAGCAUGAAAGUGAAAAAUAUUUGUUGAGAAUUAUUGAGAGUCUUGAAUAAGUUUAUGUACCAAGCUCUUAUAAUUUCCAAGGGAACCAUUUUCUCAAUUGUGCGGUGUGGAUGCAGCAGGCUUCCAGAUGAAGAUAGUUCUUCUGAAAUCCACAGUAGUAUUGCGUAGUGUAUUCACAACUUUUGACGUGGUGUACAGCAAUGGGUUAGAAGGUGCUUUGGGGGAGUCAAAUCAAACAAUCGGUGGCAUGCAGCCACAAAAACAUGGAAGCAGAAUUACAUUGGUCAUAGGAUUUAAGGAGAGCACAGGCAGAAAGGGUAUGUGUGAAAGAGGAGGUGGUGUGGUGAGGAAAGAGCCUUAGGGAGGAGAUUCCUGGUGCUUAGAUUCUUGGCUGGAGCUCAUGGUGCAAUAAUUGCUCACUAUGACAGACGCCUGAAUUAGAGUGUGGAUAUCGUGGAGUUAGAAAAGGUUAUAAAGAUACGAGUGUGUAAGAUUAUGAAUAGUUUGAAAACCACGAUGAGUAUUUUGUAGUUCAGUAGUAUUUGGUAAAGGUCACAAGCGCAAGUGUAGAGUAAAAAAAUAAGCA
Amblyraja radiata (thorny skate) is the source of this 1603-nucleotide messenger RNA. RefSeq names its product derlin 3 (gene derl3). The transcript is spliced from 7 exons. The record is from RefSeq and is a predicted model, not a curated record. Lineage: Eukaryota; Metazoa; Chordata; Chondrichthyes; Rajiformes; Rajidae. The coding region runs from base 135 to 884 and encodes 249 amino acids.